Molecule: messenger RNA, 768 nt
Organism: Penicillium concentricum
Lineage: Eukaryota; Fungi; Ascomycota; Eurotiomycetes; Eurotiales; Aspergillaceae
Exons: 1
Coding region: 1-768 (255 amino acids)
Source: RefSeq, a predicted model, not a curated record
AUGGACGAAUACCCACCCUACACGCCGAUGCCCUCGCUCCGCCACGAACUAGGACUGAUGUUCGGCUUCCUCUCUCUCUUCGUAGUAGCUAUGGGUGCCUAUAUCGCUCUCUGGCGUGGUGAGCUCUCCAACUUCUUUUCAUAUAUCUCUAUCUCUCCAAAAUUUACACCUCCAAUCCCACUUCGACAUGAUCAAAUUAUUAUCAAACCUACUCUGUUUUACUCCCCUAACAACCAACCCCCAGUAUCCCAAACCCGUCUACACGCCCAAGACCUCGCCCGCCGAAAAGCCUACCGCGACAAAACCCCAUCCCAACCACCCCUAGGAACAACAACAUCCGUAACAGCAGGCCUAGCUCAAAGUCCCAAAGACGCAGACCCCAACGCAGCCGUGCAAGAGAAAAUGCUUGAUCGCAUCGGUAUUCCUGAGAACCGUGCUGAGUUGCCGGUCCACGGGAUGGAGAUGUAUGCGAAUGGGAAGUGGAAUGCGAGAACACAGCUUAUCAGGUGUCCGUUUAGUCGGGGUACGCCACUUAGUCCUGUGACUCCUGCUAGUCCGCUUGGGAGUGGGGUUGCGGGAGCUGUUGGGUCUGUCAGUCCCGUUGGGGGUGGGAUUGUGCUUGAGUCUUUUGUUGGGGUGGCGUUGGAUGGGAGGAGUUUUGGUCAGAAGUUGAGUGAUGAUGGGUUUCGGUCGGCGAGUCCGGCGAGGAGGUUUGGGGGUAAGAGUGGUCCGCCUGUUGAGAUUGGGCCUGCGCCUAGUCGAGAGUAG